CUUUCUCUGGCAGUCCUGGCCGGAGUUUCAGUGGCUGUUAAAAUACCUUUCAUUCAAUCAAGGCACACGACCUUACAGCGACGAAGUGGUGGCACAGACGUUUCAGUGUCGCACCCACAAGUUCUGUCUUCGGUCUCCACUGCGCUUACUCUCAAGCAAGUUAUAUCUUCAUUAUCCAAUAGUGACGUUCACGAUCUCAUUUAUAUGGCAAAUGUUACCCUUGGUGGUGUUGAUUAUCUGGUCCAACUUGACACUGGCUCUUCUGACCUGUGGGUCCUCAACAGUCCAACACCAAUCCCUAAUGCAAACAUUACAUCCCAGAACUAUAAUCUGACUUAUGGCAUCGGUUGGGCAUAUGGGAGUGUUUCCUAUGUCAAUGCCGAGUUUGCAGGGAUAUCCGUUCCUUCCCAAGCUUUUCUUGACGUCUCGUCUGCGCAAAACCCGGCAUUAUCCUACGGAGCUAUUGGAAUUCUAGGGCUAGGUUUUGACUCAUUAUCGAGUAUAGAUGCCCUCGUGAACUCCACUGGCGCGUCGACCGGCCGCACCCUCCUCUACAAUCUUUUCCAGGACAAUCCUUCCGAACCCAAUUUUAUUGCAUUUUCCCUGCAGAGUACAUCAGAUGACGAUCAAGUUACAGGCAGCUUCGCAAUUGGCGAGACUGAGCCUCAAUAUUCAAAUGUCACAAGUACAAACAAAAUCCCAACUUGGCCCGUAGACUCUCCAACGCGUUGGAAUGUGUUGUUGGACUCGUUCAUUGUUGGCACAGAGACCUAUUCAGUUUCCACUGGCGUGCAGGGCGCGCCAUCGAACAAGGCAGUCGUUCUUCUGGAUAGCGGAACGUCGUAUACAUACGCGCCUACUGAUGUGUGUCAAUCCAUUUAUGGCGGUGUAUCUGGGGCUCAGUAUAACUCUGGCCUUGGGCAAUGGAUCGUCCCUUGCGACGCAGAAAUAGAUAUGGCGCUUCAGUUUGAUAAUCAAAUCUUCCCGAUAAAUCCCCUCGACGUUUCACCAACGAGUUUGAGCGAUCCUUCAACCUGUGUCGGCUCUUUUAUACCCCAAAGUGUUUCCGUUGGGGCUGGCCAAUUUGAUUGGUUGAUAGGCGACAACGUUUUGCGUUCAGUCUAUACAGUGUACGACUUUGGCGACUUCGUUUCAAUGGGGACUAUGGGCAACCCUUACGUCCAAAUGCUCUCCCUGGUCGAUCCUGACCAGGCAUCGGUGGAGUUCCACGAUGUCCGGGGUGGAACGCCACUGAAUAACAUUACUUACAACGUUUCAAGCGGUGAUUCCGGAUCAACAACCGUGACGUUGUCCACGGAUGUAGCAGACACUAUUGACCAGCUCUCCAAAUACCUCCCCGCCAUGCUUGGCGUUAUGGCUCUUAAUGCUCUCGUUUUGGUCAUUCUUUCCAUCGUCGCCCUUGUCCUGCUGUGCAGACGUCGAGGGAGGGGCGCGCGAGCGCGCAAGACACCCGGAAGACUAAGUCCCAUGCCGAUGAACAUUACCACGACAAGGUAUCCCGGGUAUCCCGAUUAUGUGAACCCUCAAGAGCCACACACAUAUCAACCUGUCUCAAUGGCAUUAACUGAAGACACACUUUUCGCUCCUCCAUCGCCUGCCUUUAAAGGGGAGUCAAGACCUGGAGACCGCCCAAACUCAGUCGCAUAGUGAACUGAUAACACCUCUCAUACUCCCCUUCCGUCACUAUAUCAUGACUGUGCUCUAUCCGUUCUCAUGUACUUAUGCAAAUGUUGUGGGGCUUCUGUAGUAGUCUCGCGGACAACGGA
Molecule: messenger RNA, 1787 nt
Organism: Suillus subalutaceus
Lineage: Eukaryota; Fungi; Basidiomycota; Agaricomycetes; Boletales; Suillaceae
Product: aspartic peptidase domain-containing protein
Exons: 12
Biological process (GO): proteolysis
Molecular function (GO): aspartic-type endopeptidase activity
Source: RefSeq, a predicted model, not a curated record